Echinococcus granulosus is the source of this 669-nucleotide messenger RNA. RefSeq names its product Charged multivesicular body protein. The transcript has 4 exons. Lineage: Eukaryota; Metazoa; Platyhelminthes; Cestoda; Cyclophyllidea; Taeniidae. The record is from RefSeq and is a predicted model, not a curated record. Gene Ontology annotation, cellular component: multivesicular body. Gene Ontology annotation, biological process: late endosome to vacuole transport via multivesicular body sorting pathway; vesicle budding from membrane. The coding region runs from base 1 to 669 and encodes 222 amino acids.
AUGCAUAGGGUAUUCGGUAGGCCAUCGAAUUCGACCAAGGCACCGCCAAGCCUCACAGAUGCCGCUGCUAACAUUGACUCCCGUAUAGAAACGCUCGAUAAAUCAAUUGGUCUUAAACGGGGCGAGAUUGCGAAACUCCAGUCGCAAAUGCGGGGAAUGCGUGAAGGACCUGCAAAGAAUUCACUUAAAAGACAAGCCUUGACUAAACUAAAACAAAUGAAGGCUUUAGAGGCUCAAAGGGAGACUCUGUCCAACCAAAGCUUCAACAUGGGUCAGGCCAGUUUCGCUCUACAGAAUGUAAAGGACACCCAAACGACUGUCAAGGCAAUGAAACAUGGAGUUAAAGAAUUUAAGAAGGAAGCUAAAAACAUGAAGUUAGAUGACAUCGAGGAUCUACAAGACGAUCUCGCUGACAUGCUUGAGCUUAAUGAUGAAUUUGGAGAAGCUCUUGGUCGCUCAGUCAUGCCGACUACUAUCGACGAAUCAGAGUUGGAUGCUGAGCUGGAGGCCCUUGGUGCUGAAGCCGAUCUGGAAGGUUUUCUCGAUGCUGACACGGCACCCUCCGUUCCCAGUGCAGACAUUGGUUCCUCUAUCUCCGUUCCAAACGCUCCGAACGCUGCGGCUAGUGGUAAUGUUCCUUUGGAUGAAUUUGGGCUCCCCCAAAUUUAA